Messenger RNA from Pelobates cultripes (western spadefoot toad), 186 nucleotides. NCBI's taxonomy places the organism in Eukaryota, Metazoa, Chordata, Amphibia, Anura, Pelobatidae. The record is from the annotation of a GenBank genome assembly.
AUGCCGCGCAUGCGCCCGGUAAUUCUCGAAUGCCGGGAAACCCAUGAACGCCGCGCAUGCGUCCUGAAACCCACGAACGCCGGGCAUGCGUCCGGCAAUCCCCGAACACCGCGCAUGCGUUCAAGGAAUCCACGAACGCCGCAGGAAGAACAAACUGAUGCCCUGAACCUGAGAACACUCGGGUAA